AGAUUCAGAGUGGUUGCAACAACCAACAAGAAAGCAAGGAAGCAGGCGAAGUCCUCGCUUUUUGUAUUUGUCGCGCUUGUCGCUCGCUGUCGCGUCACACCGUAUCGCUUUACCGCCUCUUCCCGUUCUCGGUCGCUCUUUCUCUUUCUCUCGACGACCGACGACGAGUGAUCAAUAGACGCUCUUUUCGUGCGCUGCUCCCGAUCGUCCAUCCAGAGCCAGCCAGCCACCAACUCACAUAUAUACACACACACAUACAUAACAACACCACGCCGUCGCUACUGCCGCCGCCGCCGCCGCAAGCACCGCGUCGUUUUCGCUCGCUCAAUUCGUCCGUCGCAAUCUACUAGUCGCCGUCCGUCGUCGUCGGCUUCUGUGAGCGUUUCCACAUUGUUGUUGUAGUAGCUCUGCUGGUUGUUCUCUUGUUAUUAUCGCCCGAAUUCUCUUCUCUUCUAUUACCUACCACUUAACUUCGACGCCGUUUCCCUACCUGCCCGUCUGUGUAAUACUGCCGGAUACAAAGAUGAAGUGGCUAGCUUUCUGUGUGUUAGUUGUAAUCUUAGUCACCUUGGCCAUUGCAGACGGUGAAAUCUGGGAAGAAGACGAUCACGAAGUUUUGAUAAGGAGCGAGCGCGGAGCCAAGAACCGCGGUAAGCAGCCAUGCCGAUACGUAAAAGGUCCGUGGUCAGAAUGCGACUCCAAGACCAACAUGCGUUCGCGAACAUUAACAUUGAAAAAGGGCGACCAAGCAUCGUGCGAGGCCAAUAAAACAAUACAAAAGAAGUGCAAAAAAGCGUGCCGGUAUGAAAAGGGUGCUUGGGGUGAGUGCAAUUCCCAGGGUCAAAUGACAAGGAAUGACAAACUCAAGGCAAACAGCGACCCAUCUUGCGAACAGAAUCGACAAAUCACGAAAAAAUGCAAACCAAAGGGGUCAAAACCUACAAAAGCCACCCGCCGCAACCGUCAGUAAAGCGGACGAAGGGGAUAGAGAAUCGAAAAUAAAUUAAUGAAUUUACAAUUGCAUUAAAAUUAGAAUAUUCAUUAUCUUCAAACAUCAUCACAAAAUACAUCGAUUCGAUUCUAGCAGAUUUUGAUGUCACACUUCACUGCCCUCUCCCCUUGCAUUUUAUGCAUUCCUCUGUUUAGAUUCAUCCCCUACUAUCUAAAUUAAUUCCUAAUCAAACCCGUACGAGCUAUCCUAACGAUGUUUGAAAUUC
Molecule: messenger RNA, 1217 nt
Organism: Agrilus planipennis (emerald ash borer)
Lineage: Eukaryota; Metazoa; Arthropoda; Insecta; Coleoptera; Buprestidae
Exons: 5
Coding region: 524-970 (148 amino acids)
Biological process (GO): mesoderm morphogenesis
Cellular component (GO): extracellular region
Molecular function (GO): heparin binding; growth factor activity
Source: RefSeq, a predicted model, not a curated record